Dentiscutata erythropus is the source of this 158-nucleotide messenger RNA. The record is from the annotation of a GenBank genome assembly. NCBI's taxonomy places the organism in Eukaryota, Fungi, Glomeromycota, Glomeromycetes, Diversisporales, Gigasporaceae.
AAUUAGUAACCCCACCAGUAAGCCGUACACAAAAGAGGCAUAAGAUGGCACUAGCUGUAAGCUGUCAUGCAAAAAGGCUAGUUGGUGAGCCUGCCGAUAAGCCGUACGCUGAAGAGGACUUUAUUUAUACAAAGGGCAAGCCUGCCUGUGAGACGUAA